AUGCUGCCCACGCCUAAAGGUUGUAGUAGGUGUGAGAUCACGAUACACACUGCGCCGUCAUUACUGUUUGCCUUUAAUGCAGUGAGCAAUUUCUAUGAGCUUCUAAAGUCUACUUCUUAUCAGCUGUGGAUUAUCUCGGGUCAAUGGCUUAGUAUGGCAUCGCCGUAUGUUGCGAGCGGGUCGUUAUCCCAAGAAGAUCUCCAUAGGAUGUUGUCACCGAGAUUAGCAAAGUUGUCAGCUGAAAGAGAACGAGAACAACCUUCGCUUCGAAAUAGGCGUCCUCCUGGUUCUAGCGCCAGUGUGGAAGAUGUGGAAGAUUUUAAUGUUAGGAAUCGUUCCUUACCCGAACAGUUCAGAGAUUUAGUACGGGAGCUCAGCGACUAUCUGUUGGAUAGUACUUUUUUGGACUGUAUUUUUGAUGUUCAUCGGGAAGCUUCGAUUUUGCAUCGUCAUGGUUUACAAAUCGAUAGCCCACCACCAACCCCCAGUCAUGAGGAUUCCCCGCAGUCCAGUUCUGAUACUCCAAGGUCGAGACCCCCGGAAUCGAAUGCACAAAGUCCAAUGCCUGUGCCUACAUCUUCUGGGGAUGAUGAGGACUGGAAUGCUCCGAGAAAAAGGCGGAGGACUAGAAAGCGGAAGUUGUGA
This is a messenger RNA of Haemonchus placei, 645 nucleotides long. NCBI's taxonomy places the organism in Eukaryota, Metazoa, Nematoda, Chromadorea, Rhabditida, Trichostrongylidae. The record is from the annotation of a GenBank genome assembly.